Molecule: messenger RNA, 1209 nt
Organism: Theobroma umbraticum
Lineage: Eukaryota; Viridiplantae; Streptophyta; Magnoliopsida; Malvales; Malvaceae
Gene: ROP9
Product: RHO-related protein from plants 9
Biological process (GO): small GTPase-mediated signal transduction
Molecular function (GO): GTPase activity; GTP binding
Source: RefSeq, a predicted model, not a curated record
AUAAAGUGCUGCAAGACCCUUUGACUACAGAUGAUUACUUCUCUCACAAGCUGAUGUGUUUUUUUAUUAGUUUUUCUCCUUACACUUAACAAGAGGGACUUCUGCUCUAUCAUCUUCUCACUCUUCAACUCAUCUGAGAGCACUUUUCUCUCUUACCUCCUGCUUUCUCUUGUUUAACUUUUAUAUUCGUCUUUUACCCUGAAGCUGCAGUUAGCUUACUUUAACUGAACUUUUCAAGGAGUUUUAAUAUAUAUUAGUGCUGUAGCUAAAGAACUACCAGUGUUUCCGGUUUAGGAAGAUGAGUGCUUCAAAGUUCAUUAAAUGUGUUACAGUUGGAGAUGGAGCUGUUGGUAAAACCUGUAUGCUCAUUUGUUACACCAGCAACAAGUUCCCAACUGAUUACAUACCAACAGUGUUUGACAAUUUCAGUGCCAAUGUGGCUGUGGAUGGGAGCGUUGUUAAUUUGGGUUUAUGGGAUACUGCAGGUCAGGAGGAUUAUAGCAGGUUAAGGCCACUGAGUUACCGAGGUGCAGACAUAUUUGUCUUAGCAUUCUCACUAAUUAGCAGAGCAAGCUAUGAAAAUGUUCUCAAGAAGUGGAUGCCAGAAUUACGUCGAUUUGCACCAAAUGUUCCGAUUGUUCUGGUUGGAACAAAGCUAGAUCUGCGGGAGGAUAGAGCAUAUCUUGCUGAUCAAAUGGGAUCUAACAUCAUAACAUCUGCUCAGGGAGAGGAACUGAGGAAACAAAUUGGUGCAGCUGCUUAUAUUGAAUGCAGCUCCAAGACUCAGCAGAAUGUCAAAGCAGUUUUUGAUACUGCAAUCAAGGUUGUUCUUCAACCCCCAAGGAGGAAGGAGGUGGCAAGGAAGAAAAGGCACCGAAGGUCUGGCUGCUCAAUUGCGAGUUUGGUCUGUGGAGGAUGUGAUGCUUAAUUAGGAGAUGGUGUGGCUGUGGAUUCAAAGUCAUCAGCCACUGACAAUUGCUGCUUCCUGACAAGCAAACUUCAUCGAUGCUUUCAUGUUUUUGGGCACUCAAUGACUUGGACCAAGAAACUGACGGGGAGAAAGACAGAGGGAAUUGUUCAUUCUCUCGUGUAUUAUUACUAUUACUUUGUAAAACUGUCUUUUGUGGUUUCUGCUGAAAAUAUAACUUGCUAUGAAUUAAAUAUGUUGUUUAACUCCUUAUCCACCGGUCAUUUGUUUUUUACCCUUCA